Molecule: messenger RNA, 1704 nt
Organism: Cuscuta epithymum
Lineage: Eukaryota; Viridiplantae; Streptophyta; Magnoliopsida; Solanales; Convolvulaceae
Source: the annotation of a GenBank genome assembly
CAACCAGGCAAAAGCUAUUUUGCUCUAUAUAUACUCCACUCCACUCCCUCCCAAUUUCCUCCCCGCUGUUCUAUUCUCUUCAUUUCAAUUCAACAGCGACUUCUCAUUCUGUCCCCUGCCAUUACGGAAUACAUACCAUUCAUCUUAGCCUUUAUUUAGUUUAUUAUUAUAGCACUGCCACAGGACCAGAAUGGAACAGCCCAAAUUCGUGAUCGAAGCUGCAGAUGCUGAGUCAAUGGCCCAAUCCCUGGGCCUCCCCUCCGUCCGCCAUCUCCUCCCGGCGUUGGUGCAACCGGCCCAGUCCCUAGCCAGGCCGGCGAUCUCCAAGUUCCAUGUCGCCGCCGUGGGACUCGGUUCCGACGGCCGCAUCUACGUCGGCGUCAACCUCGAGUUCCCAGGCCUCCCUCUAAACCAAUCCGUACACGCCGAGCAGUUCCUCGUCACCAACCUGCUAUCCCAUCGCUGUCCGCGGCUCAUCGCCUUCGCCGUCUCCGCCGCGCCCUGCGGCCACUGCCGUCAAUUCUUCCAAGAGUUGCGCCACGCCUCCUCCCUCCAACUACUCAUCACCGCCCAAUCUGAAAACUCCGGCGAUGUCGAUUUCAAGCCCUUAUCUCAAUUCAUCCCCAACCAUUUCGGCCCGGACGAUCUCCUCGGUGACGAAACCCCGCUCCUUUUGGAUCCUCGCCACAACGGCUUAACCCUAGCCCUCACGGGCGAGAACCGAAACGGAUUCUCCGAGAGAGAUCGCAAUUCGAAUUCUGAAACCGAUCAACAGAACCUAAACGACGGGUCCAAAACGGAAAUUUUGGAGACUGCAGCUUUGGAGGCGGCGAAUGAAUCGCACGCGCCGUACACGAAUUGCCCAUCAGGGGCGGCAUUGAUGGAUUGCGAAGGGAAAGUGUACAGGGGUUCUUAUGCCGAAUCCGCGGCGUAUAAUCCGAGCCUGGGGCCGAUUCAGGCAGCACUGGUAGCGUUUGUGGCCGGCGGUGGAGGCGGAUAUGAGAGGAUUGUGGCGGCGGUUCUGGUGGAAAAGAGAGAUGCGCAGAUCAAACAAGAAGAUAGUGCUAAGCUCAUGUUAAAGGUGGUUUCCCCAAAGUGCGAACUUAAGGUGUUCCACGUCUCUUCUGAUGCAAAUCUGUUAAAAAAAGCUCCAUCUUAAUUUCGCAUUGUACAAUUGCAAGUACUAAUCAAAGUUAAUUACCAGUAGUAAUAAGAAUAAUAAUUACAACAAUGAUAAUGAUGAUAAAACUUACAAUUGUAUUAUGUACAAUGUGUUGUUCUAUGUGUCAAAUUUUUUAAAGAUGUUAUUCGUACAAUAAAUUUGUAGAUAAUGUUUAGUUUUCUACACAUGUAAAUAAAACUUUGUAUAAGUGGAAACUUUGUUGGUAGGCAUGGACACAAUCCCGGAUAUGAGAUCGGGCUGAAUAUGGAUUGAUCAGGUUUUUAACUGCGAUUGAGAUUGAUUUUACCGUUCCGGUCAUAAUCGAGACGGAGGUAAACUUUGUGCCGGUCCUCGUUGUCUGUAUAUUGGGACCGAGAUCGAUCAGUCUCGAUUCCGAGCUCAACGACUACUUUUUUCUUCCUUGUUUCCUAUGUAGUAUUUGUUAGCCUAAUAUUUUGUUGGGGAGACAAGGGGAGCCUCCUUGAAGGUGGAGGGGUAUAUAGGGGUUGGCAUCACAUACAAAUUUCUAUAAACAUCUACUC